Messenger RNA from Emericellopsis cladophorae, 2103 nucleotides. Its product is annotated as LCCL domain-containing protein. The coding region runs from base 1 to 2103 and encodes 700 amino acids. The record is from RefSeq and is a predicted model, not a curated record. Lineage: Eukaryota; Fungi; Ascomycota; Sordariomycetes; Hypocreales; Bionectriaceae. The transcript has a single exon.
AUGGUCUCUCGUGGCCGCGAUGAAAAUCAGCCGCUCAUGACCGAUUACUUCGACAACGCCGACGACUCCACCAUGAAUCCCGGUCCAAGCGACGACGAGAGCGGUCGUGGCGCAUCGCAUCCCGACGCGCCGCUCCCUGCCAACAGCCAGCCCAAGACGACGACGACCAUCCAUACUACACCUGCGAUCGACGAGUCCGAACCCGCCUCCUCUGGCGCCAACGCGCGCGCUACUUCGCCGCUCGAGGUGUCCGACGCGGCCAGCGGCAUAUCCACCCCUCGCUUCGUCCAGGACGAGUCAUCCUGGAAACGAUGGAAAUGGGUCCCCUACCCGGUUCGACGAACCUGCAAGGUCAUCGCCAAGUGGUCCAAGGGACCGCCCGAUCCUCAGCCGUAUCGCAUACGGCCACUGUUUCCGCGCCUGCAGGAGUUUCCCCUGGUCUUGGUGCAGAGAUUCUUGCCCACCAAGGUGCGCAGGUUCUGGGUGCUGUUCGCCUUCUUCUCCAUAUGGCUGAUUACAUAUGUUCUCGUGAAACGCCAGGGAAGCGUUGCCAGCGAAAUUGUCGGAUGGGGCGAGCCGGAGGCCAUCGGUUGUGGUGUGACCUACUGGGGCGCGGGGAACAGCUGCGGCGUGGACGGCAACAACUGCCGUCCCUUCAACGCCUCUGGCUUUCCCUUUCGCUGUGCUGGAAAUUGUGAGAGUUACCACGUGCUCAAUCCCAGAGCCGUCGGAGACCAGGAGGUCAUUUAUCAGCCUUUCGUGGUGGGGGGCAACGGGACGUAUAGGGGGGACAGCUUUAUCUGUGGCGCGGCGAUACAUGCCGGCAUCGUGUCAAACGCCGAUGGAGGCUGCGGCGUGGUCCAACUCGUCGGGGAGCAGGCCGAAUUUCCGAGUGUCAGCGCCAACGGCAUCGAUAGCGUGGGCUUCGACUCAUACUUUCCGCUCGCCUAUCGCUUCGUCCCGGAUCUGCAGUGCUCGGCGCGGGACAUGCGGUGGGCCCUGCUCGGAAUCUCAGCAACGUUCACCGGCCUCCUGUCGCUCUUCACGGCCUCGCCAGCCUUGUUCUUCUUUGGCAACUUUAUUGGGAUCUUCUGGACUGUAGGCACGGCGCUGGAUACGCCGCCGCACAAGUCGAACGCGGGGCUGUUCUCCAAGAUUCUAGGCAAGUUCCUCCCUGCCAUGUUCGUCGCGUGGGUCAUGUACGACAAGAUGGGCGUGCGCCGGACGCUCAAGGGUCUUCGGGCACAGAGCGAGAAGACCAUCCUGUGGUUGGGCCCAUGCUGGGUCGGCGCAAUGGACAACUACACGCUGAGCUUUAUCCCCAUCCAGCGCCUGAACGCCCACGACCUGCAGCAGCAGCCUGGCGCAAAGGCCGCCCUAGCGAUCAUCAUCCUGGUCUUGCUGUGCGUCGUCGUGUCGCAGGUCUGGUUCUUCCGAAAAGAAGGGCGGUUGCUCAAGUACCUCAAGCUGUACGCUCUCUUCAUUGCCGGGAUCGUCAUCGCUCUGACAUUGCCGGGUCUGGACCUGCGCAUUCAUCAUUACAUCCUUGCCUUGUUGCUCUUGCCUGGCACAAGCAUGCAGACCAGGCCGAGUCUGGUCUACCAAGGCCUGCUCAUCGGGCUAUUCAUUAACGGCAUCGCGCGGUGGAACUUUGAUGCCGUUCUCCAGACACCGGGUGAGCUACGGGGUGAUGCGCAACUCGGGACAGAAUUGCCGGUCAUCAACACACCGUCCAUUGCGCUCGCAAACAGCACGGACAUGUCGUCCAAUAUUACAUUUAUAUGGGAGGCGCCUAGCAAGCAGAAGUCAUUUGAUGGCAUUAGCAUCCUCGUUAACGACGUGGAGCGUUUCCGGUCCUACUUCCAAGACCAAGUCGGGCGGGAGGACGAGUUUAUCUGGAGUAGAGAGAAGGAUCUCGACAUGCCUGAGUAUUUUCGAUUCGCAUAUAUGGACGGCAGUCACAGCGGAGACUAUACCAAGGCUGGCAUCUGGACAGCCGAGGGGGAGUGGCAGGAGAUGAAGCCAGGGCCGUCCAAGGUGAAGGCGAGGAAUGAAGACGACGACGACGAACAUGUGUUGAAGAAAAGACGACGAGCUCUAUAG